Molecule: messenger RNA, 868 nt
Organism: Dicentrarchus labrax (European seabass)
Lineage: Eukaryota; Metazoa; Chordata; Actinopteri; Moronidae
Product: P2X purinoceptor 7-like
Exons: 4
Coding region: 30-539 (169 amino acids)
Source: RefSeq, a predicted model, not a curated record
AACAGUUGAACGUGAACCCUGGGAGAAAGAUGGCAGCUGGAAGAAACUUUUCGGUCCAACCUUAUAUGUUUGAACCAGAGUCAGACCCUGAACAAGAAGGAGCUAGCGAAGAAGUUGUUCAAUGUAGACUGCAACAAGACGUUUCUGAAUGGUGUACUUGUGAGAAUUGCACAACAAUGCCUACAGAGCCAGAGAAUGUCUGCUGCAGGGAGAUACCACAGGCGAUAAGAAGACUAAAUCAGCUUCAAAACCCACCUUCCUGCAUGGUAGACCACCCUGGCCUCGAACCAGUGUGUUUAAAUCCAUUCUCACUGCAGAAGGAACUAAAUAUCUACAGAGCAGACUAUGGGCGUUUACGUCUAAGGGGAAUAGAACACCGUUACAGGUACUUGGCCUAUAGGGGCUUUGUGAGCUGGUGUUGGGGCUUUCUGGGCCGAAGAGUUCGUGUGGCACUGCCCAGCUGUGUGGUGCUGCGUAUACGGGCGGAGUUCCCCGACGCUCAAGGCAUCUACGUGGGGUUCAGACCGGCCCUUGACUGAACCUCGUCACGUAGCGGUCUAUCACCUCCUUCUUGUCCGGCCUUUCGAACUGUGCAGUGAGAUCCUCAGGAAUGGAGAUCUUCAACACCUCAUCUGUGUAUGGACCAGGGUCCGGAAAAACCUUCUCAAACACCAGGUCCAAGAUUUCAUCCACGUAAUCUGCAACAAGAAAAAGUACAAUAUUGUGUUUACUUUAUAGUGUUUAUUUAUUAUUUAUUAAAAACACAGAAAAAGCCAUAGACACUGGUUAAUUUAUAUUUUAUUUAUUUUGCAAAUAUUUUAUAGUUUCAUUUUUCAGUGUGAUUUUCAAUAAAAAGGUUUAAAUCUUA